Mya arenaria is the source of this 409-nucleotide messenger RNA. Its product is annotated as 26S proteasome complex subunit SEM1-like. The record is from RefSeq and is a predicted model, not a curated record. Gene Ontology annotation, biological process: proteasome assembly; mRNA export from nucleus; double-strand break repair via homologous recombination. NCBI's taxonomy places the organism in Eukaryota, Metazoa, Mollusca, Bivalvia, Myida, Myidae. The transcript has 3 exons. The coding region runs from base 66 to 296 and encodes 76 amino acids. Gene Ontology annotation, cellular component: proteasome regulatory particle, lid subcomplex; proteasome complex.
GUCAUCCUUAUAAGUUGAAUGUAGCCUAAAUUUUGCGUUUUUCGCUAAGAAAGAGCUUCUCAAACAUGACUGAUCAAAAACCGAAACCCGAACUCGGCUUAUUGGAGGAAGAUGACGAGUUUGAAGAAUUUCCGGCAGAAGACUGGGAGGGUGAGGAGGAGGAUAGUGAAGAUGUGAAUGUCUGGGAAGACAACUGGGACGACGACAACAUUGACGACGACUUCAGUGUGCAACUCAGAGCUGAGCUUGAAAAACAAGGGAAGGCUGUUGACACCCCAGAACCAAUGAAAACGUGAAAUCUCCUCUCAUCAUGUCUUCAACUCUUCUGUAUAGAUCAUGGCUUAUCAGUUGUCAACUCCUUCAUUUGCAUUUUGUGUUUGAUAUUGUCAUAAUAAAUAUUUAAUUGUCA